This is a messenger RNA of Astyanax mexicanus (Mexican tetra), 877 nucleotides long. Its product is annotated as ubiquinol-cytochrome-c reductase complex assembly factor 2. The transcript is spliced from 4 exons. NCBI's taxonomy places the organism in Eukaryota, Metazoa, Chordata, Actinopteri, Characiformes, Acestrorhamphidae. The record is from RefSeq and is a predicted model, not a curated record. Gene Ontology annotation, biological process: mitochondrial respiratory chain complex III assembly. Gene Ontology annotation, cellular component: mitochondrial matrix. The coding region runs from base 50 to 442 and encodes 130 amino acids.
GCGCGACCCUGACUUCACAAGCGUCUCUGUACCUUCCUCCCAGUCAAAUAUGGCAGCCACCAGGUACCGUCGAUUCCUGAAGUUAUGUGAAGAAUGGCCAAGAGACGAAACAAAAAAAGGCCGGGAUCUGGGGACUUUCUUACGGCAGAGAGUGGCCAGCGCGUUCAGGGAGGGCGAAAACACGCAGAUCUCUGACCCAGAAAAAUGUGAUCAGAUGUAUGAAAGUUUGGCUCGCAUCAACAGCAAUGUUUACAAAGAGAAGUUUCCUCGAGCAAAAGACACAAGUUUUACUGGUGUGACAGUAGAGGAGUGCCGGAUGUUAUUAUCAUCAGGAAGUAUGCAACAGACGGAUGAAGAAAAGAAGGGAUUGUGGAAGACUCUGAUGAACCGAUUUUCCUCUAAGCCAGAAGACGCUUCUCCUGAGAAACCUGAAAAGCAGUAAUUUACAUUGUAAACUCAAUCCUGUCACAUUUACUAUUAUAAAUGGUUAUUUUUGCUUAUUGUUACUGUCAGUCUCUGCAUGUUUCUUAUGCAAUGUAGUUGUAUAAAAACUGUAUUUAAUGUGUACAUGGCUUGUAAACAUUAAAGCCAAAUUGUAUUAAAAUAUGCUGAAUGUUUUACAGAAACCACACUAAAUUAUUUCCACAGUCAACAUGUCACAUGUAUUUUUUUAUUAUUUUAUUUUGGAAGAAUUACAUAGUGCAAUUUAAACAACAAUAUAAAAUUAGCAUGGAAGCAGGCAAAAUGUUAGUAUAAAACAUCUAAUCUAAUUUUCACACUUUUUCAAUAUUGGUUGCCAAGUGUAUAAUAAGAUAUCACUUGAAUAUGCACUUAAUGUGAUUAAAGGCAGAUUCUUGUUAUUGACUGUUGAAAAUUA